AUGCGCAUCGCUGGCAGCAUCGCCGUGGCCCUGGGCGUCCUGGGCGCAGCUACGGCCAGCUUGCAUCCCCGUUCCUCCGAUACACGCGACUUCUUCGCCCUCCACCUCGACGACGCUACCUCUCCCUCCCACGUUGCACAACUCCUGGGCGCACGCCAUGAAGGUCCGAUCGGAGAACUCGUUGGCCACCAUACAUUUUCCUUGCCACGAGACCAGAACCUCGAUUCCGUGUUGGCCGACUUGAAGCAGAAACGACAGCUGAAGCGCCGAUCGGAAAGCGGAUCUGCGAUCCACGAAGAUGCGCUAGACGGGAUUCUGUGGUCGCAUCGGCUCGAUGCUCCUAGACAACGGCUACAUAAGCGACUUCCUCCACCCCCGCCGUCGGUGGACCUGACACCACGAGCCGAAAAGAAGCCAGAUCAAGCCGCGGUUACGGCCCAAAAAGACCUCAUGUCGACCCUGGAUAUCCGCGAUCCGAUCUUCAAAGAGCAGUGGCAUCUGUUUAAUACUAUUCGCCCGGAGCAUUCACUCAAUGUGACCGGACUGUGGUUGGAGGGCAAGGACCUCAGCCCAAACUACUACCCCGAGGGCUCGUGGGAUUACAAUGCCCAUUCCCCGGAGCCCCGCCCUCAACUCGACGAUGACAGACAUGGCACUAGAUGUGCGGGUGAGGUCGCGGCGUCGAAGAACGAUGUCUGUGGAGUUGGUGUUGCUUAUGACAGCAAAGUUGCUGGAAUUCGGAUCCUGUCUGCACCGAUCGAUGAUCAUGACGAAGCCGAGGCCCUCAACUAUGGCUUCCAACAUAAUGAUAUCUACUCUUGCUCCUGGGGACCGAUGGACGACGGCCGCACUAUGGAAGGCCCGGGUGUUCUGAUCCGCAGAGCGAUGGUCAACGGCGUGCAAAAUGGUCGACAGGGUAAAGGCUCGGUUUUCGUUUUUGCAGCCGGCAACGGUGCCCCUUACGGUGACAACUGCAAUUUCGACGGAUACACCAACAGCAUCUACAGUAUCACUGUAGGGGCCAUCGACUGGAAGGGGAAGCAUGGGAUUUACUCGGAGGCUUGCUCGGCUCAGCUGGUGGUCACCUACAGCACUGGUUCCGGCGAGGCCAUCCAUACCACCGAUGUUGGUGUUAAUCAGUGCAUUAACUCGCACGGUGGAACAUCGGCAGCCGGGCCUCUGGUUGCCGGCACAUCGGCGCUGGUUCUGAGUGUGCGGCCGGAGCUGACCUGGCGUGAUGUUCAGCAUCUGUUCGUGGAGACAGCUGUGCCUGUCAAUGAGGAUGAUGGCAGCUGGCAGACCACCCCGUCUGGACGCAAAUUCAGUCACAUGUGGGGGUUUGGGAAGGUUGAUGCAUAUGCAGUGGUUCAACGCGCCCGCGAGUGGGAGCUCGUGAAGCCACAGGCAUGGUUUAACUCGCCGUGGCAGCGGGUGCACCACGAAAUCCCUCAGGGCCAGAAAGGACUGAUUAGUCGGUAUACUGUGACUGAAGACCAGCUGAAGGAAGCCAACUUUGAGCGACUGGAGCAUGUAACUGUGACCAUGAAUGUCAAUCAUACUCGGCGCGGCGACCUCAGCGUCGAGCUGCGCAGCCCGGGGGGAGUUGUUAGCCAUCUCAGUGUUACUCGCGACCGAGACGAGGCGGCAGUCGGCUAUGUCGACUGGACCUUCAUGUCCGUUGCUCACUGGGGCGAAUCUGCCGUGGGCGUGUGGACCGUGAUCGUCAAGGACACCGAGGUCAACGAUUUCACCGGUGUCUUCACUGACUGGCGGCUUAACCUUUGGGGCGAGGCCAUUGACGCGGACAAGCAGCCUCUGCUUCCGCUCCCCACCGAACAUGAUGACGACCAUCCUUAUGAAGUGGCCCAUGUCGGCACGACUAGCAUCGAGCCGGGCCCAGUACAGACUAACCCUCCCGCCGGCCCCGGAGACCACAUCGACCGGCCCAUGAAGAAGCCUCCCCCGCCGAAACCAACAACAGAACCCAGCCCCGUGGAGGAUGUUGUCACGCCAAGCCCUGCGACCAAUGCAACGGCUUCCCCGACCACCACUGACCAAUCCAAACUCUCCCCGUAUCUCCCAUCUUUCGGGGCCUCGAAGAUGACCCAAGUUUGGAUCUACGCGUCUCUGGGCAUGAUUAUUUUCUUCUGCAUUGGUCUGGGCAUAUACUUCCAGAUCUCGCGACUCAAGCGCCGUCGUACCAACCCACACGACGACUACGAGUUUGAGAUGAUCGAAGAUGAAGAUGAGCUGCAGCCGAUGACCGGCGGCUCCCGGACGCGUCGCGGCGGCGAGCUGUACAAUGCGUUCGCCGGGGAAAGCGACGAAGAGGUGUUUAGUGAUGCCGACGACGAUGCACCGUACCGCGACCGGUUAGCUAACGUCCAGGAAGAGGAUGAAGACGCAGCCGAAAAAGCUUCGCCGGGUACUGGGUUGUUGUCGGAAAAGCGUUAG
Messenger RNA from Penicillium lagena, 2454 nucleotides. RefSeq names its product kexin kexB (gene kexB). Bases 1 to 2454 code for a protein of 817 amino acids. Gene Ontology annotation, cellular component: Golgi membrane; trans-Golgi network. The record is from RefSeq and is a predicted model, not a curated record. Lineage: Eukaryota; Fungi; Ascomycota; Eurotiomycetes; Eurotiales; Aspergillaceae. The transcript has 3 exons. Gene Ontology annotation, molecular function: serine-type endopeptidase activity. Gene Ontology annotation, biological process: protein processing.